This is a messenger RNA of Pungitius pungitius (ninespine stickleback), 1503 nucleotides long. It is a transcript of the gene fkbp1ab, whose product is annotated as FKBP prolyl isomerase 1Ab. Gene Ontology annotation, cellular component: cytoplasm; sarcoplasmic reticulum membrane. Gene Ontology annotation, biological process: protein peptidyl-prolyl isomerization. The coding region runs from base 122 to 448 and encodes 108 amino acids. The record is from RefSeq and is a predicted model, not a curated record. Lineage: Eukaryota; Metazoa; Chordata; Actinopteri; Perciformes; Gasterosteidae. Gene Ontology annotation, molecular function: peptidyl-prolyl cis-trans isomerase activity. The transcript has 5 exons.
AGUGGCGUGCAAUAUGAGAGCGAGAGAGAGAGAGAGCGCGAGAGAGAGACAGACAGACAGACAGUGACUGCAGGAGGAGCGGGGACAGCGCAGGGACAUCGCUCCACAACAUAUUGCUGAAAUGGGAGUCGAAAUCGAAACCAUCACCCCUGGCGACGGAAGGACUUUCCCCAAAAAAGGACAGACGUGCGUGGUGCAUUACGUCGGCUCCCUGACGGACGGACGCAAGUUUGACUCAUCCCGCGACCGGGACAAGCCUUUCAGGUUCAAGAUCGGCAAGCAGGAAGUGAUCCGAGGGUGGGAAGAGGGUGUUGUGCAGAUGAGCGUUGGUCAAAGGGCCCAGCUUACCUGCACACCCGACUUUGCCUACGGAAACAAAGGCCACCCGGGUAUCAUCCCUCCCAACGCAACCCUCAUCUUUGAUGUUGAACUGCUGGGUUUGGAAUGAAAACAUUCAAGUCCUGUUUUCUUUUUGUCUAUGACUUCCUACCUGGAUGAUCUGGAGAGAAACUAGGAAAGUCUGCACUUGAUUUUAUACGAGGCUCCAGUUUAUUGUUCCACUACUUAUUUCAUCAAACUAAGGACAGUUUGUGUUAUUUUGUCUCUGUGACUGAGUGAAAAUAUAAUUUCCAUCAUAUCCUUCCUCCCUAUGAAACAUGGCCCACGACCUUACAAAACCCUGUGUCUUGAAUACUAUUUUGCGCUUUAAGUUUCUUUAAUUUUAUCCCCCAAUGUUGGCCGUGCAUGGUUACGCCGACAAGUACAAAGCACCAAUGAACCUCUAGAGAGGACAUUCACCUGCCUCAAGUCUACAUGCGCUACUGUCAUACUGUCAGAGAGCUGGCGCUUUGUCGUAUUACAGGAAUGAAAAGAAAUGUACAAUCAUUUAUAUCCCUGUCCCGCAGAAAACCAGAAACAAUUUAAUUGACACCUUUCUGUUUGAGAGGGAUGAGGCGUAGUGUUGAGUUAAGUAGCUUCCUGUGUUAAAGUGCAUGUCAUGGGAGGUGGUGCAACACUGAAAAGGAAGUGCCACCUUUCCCUCUAGUGCUGUUUAUGGUCCAAUGGAAACCCUAGCAGCAUGUACAUGUGGAAAGCUUUGCAAACAAUUUGUUUUGAUGUUCUCCUUAUCUCGCUGUGUCUUUAAACCCCAUUUAAAGCUGUCAACAGGUCAAACUGUGCAACGACGGGAUUUUGAUGCACAUCAAUUGGAUUUCUUUUUUUCUUCCUGAUUAAAAAAAGUAAAUAAAUAGGAAAUACUUGAAAUUCGACAAUGGGGGGUUGAGGAGACAAUGAAAUGGUGACCUCCCCUUGUGUCACAAAUUUUCAGAUGCGUACUUUCUAUCUCUGAGAAUCCACAAUGUUGAUGUUUAACACAUAUGACAAUAGACAUUGUGCCCAGUGUCAGUGAUGUAACAUAAAGUCAAAUAUUAUGACACAUGGCCCAGUGGUUUUAUAUCUCAAAUAAAUGGUUUUAAAUGGAGUUUAAUAAAGGAAUAUGCUGGC